ACGCUUCUGUGUUAUUUGCAAAAAAUAGAACUUUAUUGUGGAACCAGCAAACUUAAAUGUUGCUAAUAACAAUUGUCGUUAAGUGAAGAAUAUUUUUAGUCCAGCGAUUUGUUUUUAAAGAACUAAAUUUACUAACUGACGAUAGCAGUCAAAUGUUAGUAUUUUUAGUUAAAAAUUAAAAACAAUAACUUUAGAGCGCACUCUUAUACAAACAUCGCCAUAUAAUUGAAAAUAAAAAUGGAAGUACAACAGCUUGAAAUUCUUUGCAAGCAAUUGUACGAAGCAACGGACUCUGCAAUAAGAUCAGAUGCCGAGAAAGCAUUAGUGCAAUUUGUUAGCAGUCCAGAUGCGCUGCCGAAAUGUCAGAUGUUGCUUGAUCGGGCGGAUUCAAGUUAUGCACAACUCUUAGCAGCUACCACACUUACAAAAUUAUUGCAAGGACUUACCUUAGAGCAGCGCAUUGAUAUAAGGAGUUACGUGCUCAACUAUUUGGCAACGAGACCAAAUCUUGUACACUACGUGGUGCAAGCGUUGGUUACAUUGAUUGCAAAAAUCACAAAAUAUGGAUGGUUUGAUGCAUAUGAAUCUGAACUUAUAUUUCAAAACAUUUUGGAAGAUGUUAAAAAAUUUUUACAAGGGUCUGUAGAACAUUGUACGAUUGGUGUUCAAAUUUUAUCACAAUUGGUUUCAGAAAUGAACACUUUCAUAGAAUUGGAUGCAAAUUUCUCAUUUUUAAAGAGCCGCAAAAUAGGUACUUCAUUUAGGGAUCAUCAACUUUACGAUAUAUUUUUAUUAUCUUGUUCGCUACUUGUAACUGCGAGGGACACUAGCAAAAACUUAAACUUUUUGGAUGAUUCUAAACGAGGGCUUAUAUCGCAUGUGCUUCGUUUAACAAAGAAUUGUUUAAGUUUUGAUUUCAUUGGUAGCUCAACAGAUGAAUCCUCCGAUGAUAUGAAUAGUGUACAAAUACCAACAUCAUGGCGUCCAGCAUUCCUUGAUCCAAACACAUUAAAAUUAUUUUUUGAUUUGUAUCAGAUAUUAUCAAAUGGUUUAGCGCAAUAUUCUCUACAAUGUUUGGUGCAAAUGACAUCAGUACGUAGGUCGCUUUUUAAUAAUUCCGAACGCACAAAAUUUUUAACUAAUUUAGUGGAAGGAGUCAAAAACAUUCUCGUCAAUUUACAUGGUUUGAGCGAUGCGGACAACUAUCACGAAUUUUGUAGACUCUUGGCGCGUUUAAAAUCAAAUUAUCAAUUGGGUGAAUUAAUAGCUGUACCUUGCUAUCCCGAGGCAAUAGAACUUAUAGCAAAAUUUACAGUAGAAUCUUUACGGAUGUGGCAAUUUGCACCUAACAGUGUACAUUAUUUACUGACACUAUGGCAACGUAUGGUGGCAUCAGUGCCGUAUGUUAAAUCUCCUGAACCACAUUUAUUGGGCACAUAUACACCGGAAGUAACAAAGGCCUAUAUUGAGUCCCGUCUAGAAUCGGUACCAGUAACGGUGCGUGAUAAUUUGGAAGAUCCUUUAGAUGAUCUUUGUAUGGUGCAGCAACAGCUAGAGCAACUGUCUGUGAUUGAACGUUGUGAAUAUGAUAAAACAUGUGCUCUCCUGGUACAACAUUUUGAUCAAAAAGCGCGUGAAUAUGAAAAUUUAUUACAAACACCAAAUGCUAAUCCCAUGGAUAUUACUAUACAUGAACUGCAGUUAACUUGGCUGGUAUAUAUAAUAGGUUCAGCUAUUGUUGGACGUUUGGCUGUUAACUCCAAUGAUGAACAUGAUACAAUGGAUGGUGAAUUAGUGAUAAGAGUUUUACAAUUAAUGAGUCUAACAGAUGCUCGUCUGCCUCAAGCAGGUUGUGAGAAAUUGGAACUAGCGGUAUUGAGCUUUCUGGAGCAAGUGCGAAAAAUGCACAUCAGCGAACAAACGCAAAAAGUAAAUGUUUAUAAGAGACUGAGUGAGGUUUUUGGAGUAAACGAUGAACAAAUGCUGUUAAGUUUUAUCAAUCGAAAAAUUAUUACUAAUUUAAAAUACUGG
This is a messenger RNA of Teleopsis dalmanni, 2031 nucleotides long. Its product is annotated as ran-binding protein 16-like. Lineage: Eukaryota; Metazoa; Arthropoda; Insecta; Diptera; Diopsidae. Gene Ontology annotation, biological process: protein export from nucleus. The record is from RefSeq and is a predicted model, not a curated record. Gene Ontology annotation, cellular component: cytoplasm; nuclear pore. The annotation marks the transcript as partial. Gene Ontology annotation, molecular function: small GTPase binding; nuclear export signal receptor activity. The transcript has 11 exons.